This is a messenger RNA of Trichoplusia ni (cabbage looper), 1838 nucleotides long. Its product is annotated as tubulin alpha-1 chain-like. The coding region runs from base 110 to 1462 and encodes 450 amino acids. Gene Ontology annotation, molecular function: structural constituent of cytoskeleton; GTP binding. Gene Ontology annotation, cellular component: cytoplasm; microtubule. NCBI's taxonomy places the organism in Eukaryota, Metazoa, Arthropoda, Insecta, Lepidoptera, Noctuidae. The transcript has a single exon. Gene Ontology annotation, biological process: microtubule cytoskeleton organization; mitotic cell cycle. The record is from RefSeq and is a predicted model, not a curated record.
GCAUUCGUUUUUUGGACAGUUUGAACUUUGGAAUCGAUCCAGAAGGUGCUGGAAUUUAAGCUAAAAGAUCUAUUUUUUAAGUAACUUUAUCCAAUUUUAAAGUUAAAACAUGCGUGAAUGUAUAUCUAUACACGGCGGGCAGGCCGGCGUACAAAUCGGUAACGCCUGCUGGGAGUUGUACUGUUUGGAACAUGGAAUCCAACCGGACGGACAGAUGCCCUCGGACAAGACCGUGGGCGGCGGCGACGACUCCUUCAACACAUUCUUCAGUGAGACGGGCGCUGGGAAGCACGUGCCGCGCGCCGUGUUCAUCGACCUGGAGCCCACCGUAGUGGACGAGGUGCGCACGGGAACGUACCGCCAGCUGUUCCACCCCGAGCAGCUCAUCACGGGCAAGGAGGAUGCCGCCAACAACUACGCGCGCGGCCACUACACCAUCGGCAAGGAAAUCGUGGACUUGGUGCUGGACCGCGUGCGCAAGCUGGCCGACCAGUGCACCGGCCUGCAGGGCUUCCUUAUCUUCCACUCGUUCGGCGGCGGCACCGGCUCCGGCUUCGCGUCGCUGCUCAUGGAGCGUCUCUCAGUCGACUACGGAAAGAAAUCUAAGCUCGAAUUUGCCAUUUACCCCGCGCCGCAGAUCUCUACGGCUGUCGUCGAGCCGUACAACUCUAUUCUCACCACACACACGACCCUGGAGCACUCGGACGCUGCCUUCAUGGUCGACAACGAAGCUAUUUAUGAUAUUUGCAGAAGGAAUUUAGAUAUUGAAAGGCCAACGUACACAAAUCUGAAUCGACUGAUCGGUCAAAUCGUAUCAUCAAUCACAGCGUCCCUGAGAUUCGACGGGGCUUUAAACGUAGACUUGACCGAGUUCCAGACUAAUUUAGUGCCAUACCCUCGCAUCCACUUUCCAUUAGUGACAUACGCGCCAGUGAUCUCCGCCGAGAAGGCGUACCACGAGCAGCUGUCAGUGGCGGAGAUCACAAACGCGUGCUUUGAGCCGGCGAACCAGAUGGUGAAGUGCGAUCCCCGACACGGCAAGUACAUGGCGUGUUGCAUGCUGUACCGCGGCGACGUGGUGCCGAAGGACGUGAACGCGGCCAUCGGCACGAUAAAGACGAAGAGGACGAUCCAGUUCGUGGACUGGUGCCCGACGGGGUUCAAGGUGGGCAUCAACUACCAGCCGCCGACGGUGGUGCCGGGCGGGGACCUGGCCAAGGUGCAGCGCGCGGUGUGCAUGCUGUCGAACACGACGGCCAUCGCGGAGGCGUGGUCGCGGCUCAACCACAAGUUCGACCUGAUGUACGCGAAGCGCGCCUUCGUGCACUGGUACGUCGGCGAGGGCAUGGAGGAGGGGGAGUUCUCCGAGGCGCGCGAGGACCUCGCCGCGCUCGAGAAGGACUACGAGGAGGUCGGCAUGGACUCCGGCGAGGGAGAGGGCGAGGGCGGCGAGGAGUAUUAACUCAAUUUUUAUCAAUUUAUUUUUAGGGCGUUUUCAGUUUUCUUAGGACUAAAAAAAUAAUUACAUAACGUUUGGAAUUUUUUCAAGAAAAAUAUACAAGUGUACCGUUUGUUCAGUUUUAUUGACACUUAUCACGUAUUGCAUUAACGACCUCAUAUAGCGAGUUAAUCAUAUAACAUCUGUUGUUUUUUUUUAAUAUUACUGAUCAUUAUAAACUACACAAGUCACAUAUCAAUCAAAUACAACUAUUAUAUAUUUUUUUACAUUUACAUAUAAUAAUACUAUAACCUUCGCGCCUUUUUUCUUAUCCCCUCAAACGGGUUGUCAGGGUGACAGAUUAUGCCAAAUGAAAUGAAAUAAAACCUGUCGAGUGCGA